Molecule: messenger RNA, 909 nt
Organism: Dissoconium aciculare CBS 342.82
Lineage: Eukaryota; Fungi; Ascomycota; Dothideomycetes; Mycosphaerellales; Dissoconiaceae
Product: DUF947-domain-containing protein
Exons: 2
Coding region: 1-909 (302 amino acids)
Biological process (GO): maturation of SSU-rRNA from tricistronic rRNA transcript (SSU-rRNA, 5.8S rRNA, LSU-rRNA)
Cellular component (GO): nucleolus; 90S preribosome
Source: RefSeq, a predicted model, not a curated record
AUGGCGAUUGAUGGCUGCAAUUCGCCCGAGACCAAUGUCGGAUUUCCAGAAGAAUACAGUGGGCUAGUUGGCGACCAGAUCACCAAUGUUUCCUUUGGGAUUCUGAAACAAGCUCAGGAUGCGCUCUCGCGCAAGCGCAAAAGAGGGUCGGAUCAGACGCAAGACCAGGACCAGAAACUGGAAGCUCUUCGGCAAAGAUUAAGACAAAUCAAAGAAUCCAAAUCAUUGCCGUCGUCCUCGGCCAAAGAUUUAGGCGGCGCAUCAGCGAAACUUGAGACUCGGUCAAGACGAAUUGAAGGCAAGGACGGUGUGGAGGAGGAUACGGGAAGCGACUCAGACUCUGCGCCGUCUGAAGAAGGUGAUGACAUUUCGCGCUCCCGCACUUCCAAACAUGCUCCGGCUGCACAGUCUUCAAAGCACCAGGUGUCUCGGCGACGAAACGUCAUAGAUGUUCCGCAGCGUCGUUACCGGGAUCCACGCUUUGACGCCAUCCAGCAACAACGCUCUGCGCACACAGGGGACAGCGAAAAAGCCUACGGUUUUCUUCGAGAAUAUCAGAAAGCUGAGAUUGAAGAGCUGCAAGCUGCUGCUAAAAAGAGUCGGAACGAGGAGGAUGCAGCGCGUUUGCGGCGCACGGCGGGCAGUAUGCGAAAUCAGAUCAUGGCUCGCGAAGCCAAGGAGCGCACGCAAGCCGUCAUUCGCCAGCAUCGCAAGGAGGAACGUCUCAAGGUUGAGCAAGGCAAGACGCCAUACUACCUUAAGGACAAAGAGAUCAAGGAGCGGGCAUUGGUUGAGAAAUAUAAGGGUUUGAAGAGCAAGGAGCGGGAGAGAUUAAUGGAGAGGCGGCAACGCAAGGAGGGCCAAAAGGAGAAGAAGAGGAUGCCAAACGCGCGGAGGAUGGUAGGAUAG